This is a messenger RNA of Bufo bufo (common toad), 2253 nucleotides long. RefSeq names its product WD repeat-containing protein 5-like. The transcript has 14 exons. The record is from RefSeq and is a predicted model, not a curated record. Gene Ontology annotation, molecular function: protein binding. Bases 92 to 1591 code for a protein of 499 amino acids. NCBI's taxonomy places the organism in Eukaryota, Metazoa, Chordata, Amphibia, Anura, Bufonidae.
GUCACCACAGAGCAGAGAUGUGCGGCCUGAACCCCGCGUGUGCCGCCCUCUGCAUGUCCUCGUGUGGAGGCCGGCUGUCUGCGUGACUGCAAUGGCCGCUUUUGAGCUCCGAAAACUACGCAAGAAACUAAGACAGAUUGAAACUUUAGAGCACCUUCCUCGGGAACUGGUCCCCAGUGAAAUUUCAAAGGUUGCCCAAAAACAUGAGCUGCGGAGACUUAUAGAGGAAUUGUUAUCUCAGACUGUAGAAGAGAAACCCAAGGAGGAGACGGUGGAGACAAGUGGAGAAAGCAGAACGACUACAUUCUCUCCCCCGGACCCCGACAUCCAGCCGAGCCCUCCGCCUGCCGCAGCGUCUAGGAGGAAAAAGCAGAAAACUCCCAAAGCAGCUCAAAGAGCAGCUCCAGAUGAGACGCCGACCUCUGCAAGACGUCUUACAGAUCCGUAUCCGCUGCAGAACUCCCAGUUCCUUGUCCACAGUUUGGAAGGGCACAGUGAUCUAGUGACGUGUGUUCUCAUACAUGACACAUACAUAAUCUCUGGGAGUUGGGACACCUCAGUUCGUGUAUGGGAUGUACCGUCCCGGUCAGAGGUCAGGACGCUGUGUGGCCACACCGGAGGAGUCGCCUGCAUGGUCAUGGUCUACCUGGAUGGAACCAAGCUAGCUUCAGAUCUUUUGCCUCUUGGAGAACAUUUGGUCUGCAGUGGAUCGUCCGAUUGCAGCAUCAAAGUGUGGAGCCUGAAUACAGUUCAACCUCUCCUCAGUAUAUACACAUUCUCUGCGGUGUCUGCCAUCACUCAUGUCCCACAUACAAAGCUGCUCAUUUCAGGGUCAGAUGGUGGAAAGAUUGAUGUGUGGGAUCUGGAAACACAAGAAAACCUUCGGUCUGAGAGAGCGCAUGAUGAGAGGGUGUCAGCGUUACAGUUCCACUCGGGAUUGCUGUACUCUGGUUCAUCAGACGGCUCCUUGAAGGUCUGGAGAGUCGUCCCGUCUUCUGGAGCUCUAAGUCUUCAGCACGCCUGUGACCCUCUGGUGCAAUCCUUGAGGGGUUUGUACAGUCUUUGUGCCACAGCAGACCAACUAUACCUGGCAACCCAAGGAUCAUGCGUAAAAGCCGUCCACUGGAAACAAGAUCGUCUCACACUUCUGUCCAAUCACAAUUCCAGCUCAGGAUUUGUUGAUGCAUUAGCUGUUACACCUGACAAUCUGCUCAUCGCCACUGGCUUUAACAUUGACCAAGGACAUGGAUAUCUGAACAUCCGUGCUGUGGAUUCAGGCAAAUACCUGUGCACCGUGUCCUGCCCGGAGGUCCCUCGCCUCUUGUGUUUGGCGGUGUCCGGCACUUCGGAUGGGCUAUGCCGAUGGGUGACAGGAGGGAGGGAACUGCUGCUGUGGGAGGAGCUUCCUAGAGGAGGAGCAUUGGACAGGUCAGCCGUGCAGGUUCAGUUCUGUCCGGAUUUUCUUCUUCCCGCUCCUGACAGUGAAUCAGAAAAUGAUGAUGAGGAAGAUCUAUGGGAAGCGUACACGGAGGCCGGACCGCCCGACUCGCACGCAGAGCCCCGCCACCAGCCGUGGUGCGCACUGAUGUAGCCGGAGAGAAGCCGCCGCCGACUCGUUACACUUCAAAUUACUUUUUAUUAAAAAUAAAACUGUGAUCCGAACCCUGAAGAUGAGCGGAUAACUAUACACGUAGUGUGGGUGCGGAUGCAGACAUUCACAGCACAUACGUGGAGGGGGAGGGGUUAAGCCCUUAGUGAUCUCAUGGUACCAGUCACACAUGCUGUCAUACACACAUAGAUAGAUAUAGAAAAGAACACUACUGUUACGGAUAUGUCCACGGGCAGCCCCGGACCACUAGUUAUGUGCGCCCAUGCAUACAUACAUGUAUCAUAAAUAACAUACAGCCCUAUGGCUGGGGGAGGGGGCUACUCCUGGCUAGGUGAGGCCGUCAUCCGCCGACCGCUCUCCUCCUCCGGCACUUGUCUCCUCUCUCGCGGUUUUGGGGUGCAGAGGUUUAAGUAUUGGGGGGGGGGGUCGUAUACCACCCGCUGCCAUCAGGUCAGUCCCUUUAUUUUCUUGUUAUAGUCACCCGCUGUGUCCAUUAUCACCAUAACAGCGCCAUCACAUGGUCACCACCGGGAUCCUGCGGGGAGAGUAAAGUGACCUUUAAGAGCGUUUAAAAAAAAAAAACAAUUCUAUUCAUUUCAUAUGCUGGGUGAAAACCAAUAUGGCCGCAGUGAGAUGACACCCAA